AUGCAGUUGGAAGACAAAGCCACUAGACGUGUCAUGGCAGCUGAAAGACGUUUGCUCACAGCCAAGUUGAAGGAAGACAAACGUGUAGCCACUGAACAGCGCCGAAAAAAUGCCCAAGAGAGAAAAGAAGCUGAAGAGCGAGAUAAAGAGGCAAGGCGGAUGGUCCGGCUCCAGAACGAAGAGCUGCGAGGUAAGAAGUCAGCAAAAAGGGCCAAGAUGUAG
Molecule: messenger RNA, 222 nt
Organism: Phytophthora nicotianae INRA-310
Lineage: Eukaryota; Oomycota; Peronosporomycetes; Peronosporales; Peronosporaceae
Exons: 1
Coding region: 1-222 (73 amino acids)
Source: RefSeq, a predicted model, not a curated record